CUUCAGUCUGUUUUAGUGAACUGUACACAUUGGUCAAAGCAGAUCGUUUCUAACCGUCAUGGAGUCUGUACUGUGGUUAGCCUUGAUUUCAGCUGGGUGUCUGGCUAGUGUCGCGGCUGGUCCAGUUUCUAGGCAAAGCACGUUCGUAGAACUGGACGCACAGCUAUUGGAACGCAUUGAACAGACUACUGAGGAAAUAGCAAGAAAUUCAACAAGAGAAUUCGUUGAUCACGAAAUUCAGGCCAUGAUUGAUUUAUUCAUAGGAAAUUUAAACAUCACGAUCGUCGACUUACAGCAAUAUUCCAGUCUCCGGAAUAGUUCAAAUUUUGACGAUACGCAAAUGAAAGAUUUUCAAAAAAAAGGAUUGAUAAUGUAUGAAAACACUGCAAUAACCAUAGAUUACGUAGUAUAUAAAAUCGGUGUUCUGACAAAGUCUAUUGAGGAACUUGAACAGCUUGAAAAAUAUAUAAUUGACGAGGAAAAAAGAUUAAAUGAUCUUUCCAAUAAUUCACUACAGAAAAAAAUUAAAUCAGUUUUGGACAAAAUACAGCGACCAAGAGGUUCAUCGGUAAUCACGUGGACCAUUUGACAGAAGUCAACGACAUAUUAAAAGGUCUUGGUGAAAAACUGAUGACAACAUUAAAAGUUUCUCAUCAUCCCAUCUAAUAUAGAUCGGUUUGCAGUUAAGCGAAAUGAACAUCAUGUUAGGUGUUAAUCAUAAACUGAAUAUUGAAACAUUUAAUUAUAUUUUUUUAAUUACAUUAGUCAUUAUAAUAAUAAGAAAAACAAUAAUCAAUAAUAUCAAUUAAAAUGUUUUUUGCUGUAUUUUUAAUAAUUACACGAAAUUGAAAAGGAUCGUUUAAGUAUUACUACCUAUUUAAUUAAACUUCAAAAUUUAAAUCGAUUCUAGCAAAUACAACACAGAAAAUAAUUUUAGUAUUAGUAUAAUAAUUAAAUAUUUUAAUUAAAAAAAAAAUAAUAUAUCAUAUUAUUUUUUAAUAUUUUAAUAUCAUUAUUUAAAUUGUAAAAAAAU
Molecule: messenger RNA, 1033 nt
Organism: Rhopalosiphum padi (bird cherry-oat aphid)
Lineage: Eukaryota; Metazoa; Arthropoda; Insecta; Hemiptera; Aphididae
Source: RefSeq, a predicted model, not a curated record